Messenger RNA from Prionailurus viverrinus (fishing cat), 3131 nucleotides. It is a transcript of the gene GABRA2, whose product is annotated as gamma-aminobutyric acid type A receptor subunit alpha2. Gene Ontology annotation, molecular function: transmitter-gated monoatomic ion channel activity involved in regulation of postsynaptic membrane potential; GABA-gated chloride ion channel activity; benzodiazepine receptor activity. Gene Ontology annotation, cellular component: neuron projection; synapse; postsynapse. The transcript has 11 exons. NCBI's taxonomy places the organism in Eukaryota, Metazoa, Chordata, Mammalia, Carnivora, Felidae. Bases 77 to 1612 code for a protein of 511 amino acids. Gene Ontology annotation, biological process: monoatomic ion transmembrane transport; regulation of postsynaptic membrane potential; nervous system process. The record is from RefSeq and is a predicted model, not a curated record.
CCUCAAGUUUCCCGUCUCCUCAGAUCAGGGCAAAGGGAGGAAAACACCCGAUUCUGCCUGCUGUCUCAGAGCGACAAUGAAGACGAAAUUAAACACCUACAACAUGCAUUUGCUUCUUCUUGUUUUCUUGCUGUGGGACCCAGCCAGGUUGGUGCUGGCUAACAUCCAAGAAGAUGAAGCUAAAAAUAACAUUACCAUCUUUACAAGAAUUCUAGACAGACUUCUGGAUGGUUACGAUAAUCGGCUUAGACCAGGACUGGGAGACAGUAUUACUGAAGUCUUCACUAACAUCUACGUGACCAGUUUUGGCCCUGUCUCAGAUACAGACAUGGAAUAUACAAUUGAUGUUUUCUUUCGACAAAAAUGGAAAGAUGAACGGUUAAAAUUUAAAGGCCCAAUGAACAUUCUUCGACUCAACAAUUUAAUGGCUAGCAAAAUCUGGACUCCUGAUACCUUCUUUCAUAAUGGGAAAAAAUCGGUAGCUCAUAAUAUGACAAUGCCAAAUAAGCUUCUUCGAAUCCAGGAUGAUGGGACUCUGCUGUACACAAUGAGGCUUACAGUUCAAGCUGAAUGUCCAAUGCACUUGGAGGAUUUUCCUAUGGAUGCUCAUUCGUGUCCUCUGAAAUUUGGCAGCUAUGCAUAUACCACUUCAGAGGUCACUUAUAUUUGGACUUACAAUGCAUCUGAUUCAGUGCAAGUUGCUCCUGAUGGUUCCAGGUUAAAUCAAUAUGAUCUGCUGGGCCAAUCAAUUGGGAAGGAGACAAUUAAAUCCAGUACAGGUGAAUAUACCGUAAUGACAGCUCAUUUCCACUUGAAAAGAAAAAUUGGGUAUUUUGUGAUUCAGACUUAUCUGCCUUGCAUCAUGACUGUCAUUCUCUCCCAAGUGUCAUUCUGGCUUAACAGAGAAUCUGUUCCUGCAAGAACUGUGUUCGGAGUCACAACUGUUCUAACAAUGACAACUCUAAGCAUCAGUGCUCGGAACUCCCUCCCCAAAGUGGCUUAUGCAACCGCCAUGGACUGGUUUAUUGCUGUUUGUUAUGCAUUUGUGUUCUCUGCCCUAAUUGAAUUUGCAACUGUUAACUACUUCACCAAAAGAGGAUGGGCUUGGGAUGGGAAGAGUGUAGUCAAUGACAAGUCCCCUUCAAUAAAAGCUGAAGGCAUUACAUUAACAUACAACUCAGUGAAGGCAAUUCUUCAAGGAGCUAAGCUAAUAUGGUCCAAGUAUAUAGCUUUCUCAUGGCCCAAUUUAAUCCAAGGAAAGACUUUAGAGUACUUAGAGAAGUGGAUGGACUGUAUAACCUUCAAACAAUCUUCUAAAAAAGAAAAAGCCUCUGUCAUGAUACAGAACAAUGCUUACGCCGUGGCUGUUGCCAAUUACGCCCCGAAUCUUUCAAAAGACCCAGUUCUCUCCACCAUCUCCAAGAGUGCAACCACACCAGAACCCAACAAGAAGCCGGAAAACAAGCCAGCAGAAGCCAAGAAAACCUUCAACAGUGUUAGCAAAAUUGACAGAAUGUCUAGAAUAGUUUUCCCAGUUUUGUUUGGUACAUUUAAUUUAGUUUACUGGGCUACGUAUUUAAACAGAGAACCUGUAUUAGGGGUCAGUCCUUGAAUCUAGACACAGGUGAUCUUUGGGAUGUAUAGGAACAUACAACUUUGUUUGUUUUGCUAUGUACAGUCUGACUAAUAACUGCUAAUCUGUGAACCAACAUGUACAGUAUGUAUAUAGCUAUAUAGCUUACCAGUAGACCUCUAAUGGAGACACGCAUUUGCUAACUUGCGGAACCGCAGGCAGAAAGCACCCCGUGCCCAAAGAGCCAUUGCCUUUUUUAAAGAUUUACCCUAGGAACUCGUUCAAAGUGGAUUUCACGUGACCUGAUUCAUUUCCUACUGUUCUAAUUGUGAUGAAAAUGGGGAUCCUAUACCACACUUUAUGAACUCUUUUGAUUUAAGUCUUAAAUAGAACUAUUUUGUACUGUUGCCUAACGAUAACGUAAGAUAACGUUUUCAUUCCAAGGGGAAUUCUUCUAAAUCACAGAACUCGUUGUAUCUGCCACAUCAGUGCCCUUCAUGAGUGCUCAGAAUCCCUGCUAGUGUAAUUGGAAGCUUAGCACACAUCAGAAGAAAAACUAGAGAUUUGAAAUCAGUUUUUAAUUACUCUGUAUAGCAUCUAUAGCACAUAUUACAGCAUGACAAGCUCAAAUAGUUAAGAGUCACUCCUGACAGAAUGUUAAUUAUGCCUAGAAUUUAAUAACUAUCAGAAUGUCAUGGCCAUUACAUUUUAGCAUCAGAGUUUAUUUGAAAGUAAAAUUCAAAUCCUACAGAGUAUUAUAAUCAUUGGAAACUACCUUAAAUUAAAACAAUAAAAAUUAAAAAAAAGACAAAUGUGUCUUACUCUUUCCAGGUAUGUGUUGUAUUGAAAUUGAUCAGCUAAAUUUUCUUGGUGCUGGAGACUGGAAAAAGCAUCCAGUUUGGCUGCUGUGGAACAACAUUCACAUUGGAUUAGAAAAUUGUGCCAAAAACUCCCACUGAUGAGAAUUCAUAGGUGUCACAGUAUCUAGAUGGGCACUUAUACGAUUCUCUUCUUUCCUGUUUACUGCAAAUUCUGCCUUAAGGCUUCUUUUCAUCAGGACUCAGAAGCCACUAAUUACAAAGGAAAGGGCAGUGAAUUGGCACAUUUUUCUGUCUUGAAGCAGUGCUUUCAGAUAAGAAUUAUGUAAAUCUGCUUUUGUAAAUUGCAACUUUAAAUUUCAUUGACUCAAAUUUACAACAGCUUUGUAUACCAGAAGAGGUUUUGGUAAGAGUUGAACAUUUUUAAACAGAAACUUUAAAGCAUCACCAACAGAUUGUGGAUUAGUUCACAUGCACAAAUAUAAACAUGCACACACGUAUACACACACACACACACACACACUAACUAAAUUAGAGUGCACACACAUAGCUAAAUUAGAAACCACAAUUUUCAAUUUUAUAUAAUUACUAAAUAUUAAUGGGUAAAAUUCAUUUUUCUUUUAAUAUUUAAAAUAUACUCUCUAUGCCCCUGAAAUAUGUUAAUAGAAGUUAACAAUUGUGUCUCAUGCCUAGAUUUAAGAUUUUUGGCAAACCCCAAAUCCUUUUGACUCACAUCUACA